This is a messenger RNA of Culex quinquefasciatus (southern house mosquito), 1967 nucleotides long. It is a transcript of the gene Sox21a, whose product is annotated as transcription factor Sox-21-A. Bases 351 to 1139 code for a protein of 262 amino acids. The record is from RefSeq and is a predicted model, not a curated record. NCBI's taxonomy places the organism in Eukaryota, Metazoa, Arthropoda, Insecta, Diptera, Culicidae. The transcript has 2 exons. Gene Ontology annotation, biological process: anatomical structure morphogenesis; cell differentiation; positive regulation of transcription by RNA polymerase II. Gene Ontology annotation, molecular function: DNA-binding transcription factor activity, RNA polymerase II-specific; RNA polymerase II cis-regulatory region sequence-specific DNA binding.
UUUUGGGGGAAAAAAGUGUGACUUUGUGAAAGUCGUUGAAUAUUUUUGAGGAUAUUUUAAAAAGUUGGUUUUGAAAAUCAAAAGUGAUUUUUUUCUCGAAAAAUGUCGUAAUCAACGGAGAGUGCAUCUUGCGAAAACAAAAAAAAAUGCAAAACUGAUAAGGAAGCAAAAAUUUGGCACAUUGUUUAGAUAAGUUUGUUGUUACUCAGAUAAGUGUGUUACAAUUGGAAGGGUGACACAGUUUUGUGACAAAAGUGACAUCAUUAUUUGGGUCAAAAUUGUUGGAGAUUGAGAAAAAAGCAACAAAUCAUCUUUAAAAUAGUGAAAGUGACCCAAAAAAAACCAACAAAAUGGACAUGACCAUAGCGUCGAAGAACCUGCUGAACAACAACCUCCACAGCAACCAUUCGCUGAAUGGUACCGUCAACGGAACCAACAGUAGCGGCAAUGGCGCGGCAGGUGGGGAGCACAUCAAGCGGCCGAUGAACGCGUUCAUGGUGUGGUCCCGCGGCCAGCGGCGGAAGAUGGCCCAGGACAACCCAAAGAUGCACAACUCGGAAAUCUCGAAGAACCUGGGCGCCCAGUGGAAGCUGCUGACCGAGGGCGAGAAGAGGCCGUUCAUCGACGAGGCGAAGCGGUUGAGAGCCCUCCACAUGAAGGAACACCCCGACUACAAAUACCGCCCGCGACGGAAGCCCAAAACCCUGGUCAAAUCCCCGGGCGGCCCAGGCAACGGCUCAUCCGGCCCCACUUCCAACUCCUCAUCCUCCCCCGCAUCGUCCUCCUCCUCCGCCGGUUCCACCAAAGACUCGCUCCACCACCACCUGCACCACCCAAACCGCUCCCAAUCCCCGCCCGGAAAGUCCUCCCCCUUCAAUCCCGCCUCCCCGCUCACGAACCCACUGGGCCUGCCGCCAGGAAUCUUCCCGCCGUACCACUUUGCCGCCUACGACCUGCACCAGAAGGCCUUCUGGAACCUGUACGGGCCGCAUCUGCUGUCCACGAUGGUGCCGGCGGCCGCCUACCAGUUUCCUUCGCCCCACCCGCUGGCCUUCAUCAAGCCCUCCAAGUCGUCCCCGCCCUCCCCGAUUGCCCCGACCUCGCCGGGCAUCCCGACGGCGGGCACAAACGUCAUCUGACCAACACCGCUGCGCUACAGUGCCGAGCAUAGCGUUUAGGACGAACGCCAAUCUUUCCAAGUGCGCGGAUGUGUGUGUUUGCACCUCAACUGUUUAUCAUCUUGAACUUGUUUGCUAAAGGUGUGCAGUCACAAGCUUGCAAAAGUUGCAUUGAAAAUCUUCUUUUUUUUGUUCCUUGUGUGAUAAGCAGGAAGGAACGCUGCUAACUGUGUUUAAAAAAAAGCAAAAAGAAGCAGCACAUAAAUCAAUCUUUAUCAGAUCAUAUCAGUACACAUUAAUGUAUGUAUGUGUGUGUAUGUGCGAAAGCACGAGGAACGAUUCAGUUCGCAAAAAAAGACCCAGUUUUUAGGCUUAAGGUUUACCGUUAAGAGACAUGAUAGGCUGUAAGGAAGCAGGAAAAGAAGAAGAGGCAAAAGUUCAUUGAUUUUGCAAUGAUUUAGACCCAAAGAUCAAAAUUGUUAUCACCCGCGGGACACUUAGUUGAAUUUAGUUUGUAGGAUAGUGGCACUCGAUUCGGUUAGUAAAAGUAUCGUUUAUAUGUUUCUUUUUUAAAAGAUUUUUUAGUUUCGAUGAGUGCAAUAGAAGAACUCAAACUGAUUACCAAAAUCAAAUUAAUGGUGUAAAUAAUUUGGAAACUGUGGAACGCAAGGGCUCAUGAAAGUUUGGUUACUGGAAUCUGCAAUGAUACGUACGUACAUAAAACAUUACCUAAGAAUACAAUGAAACUAUAUCUGUAAAUGUAACUGAGAGCUCUUCUCGGUGAGUCGAACUUGCUCGAUUUCUCAUUGAAUUUUAUCUUUUUGAAUAAUAAAAUUAUGUCUAAAAUAA